AUGGCCAGCCCAAGCCAUGAGCAACAUGCUGCAGCGCUGCACGAUUGCACGCGUCGCGUAUCCCAUCCAGAUUCCGAAGAAGCUGUACAAAUCGAACGGCAACGCGUUGCGCAAGAGUUAGAACCUUUUGAGCGCCACAGACUCUUGAGAGAAAGCUCUCACACUUCCCGCAAGCGCGAAGAUGUCCUUUCACGAACGCGCCAAAUAUCAAACAGGAACUCGACUGCAUCCAACGCACCACUUCAAGACCGUGACUCGCUAGAAAGCUACGCCACUACGCAGCCGGAUGUACUGCGUUCUCAAGGCAGCUCCAUUCGAGAAAAGCACUGGUAUAGCCCAAUCGUGGAUUUUUGGACGACGCAUGUCAGGUAUGGAACCGUAGUAGGUUCGCUGGAGCGCACAUUCCUCGGCUACCUACGAACUUCUCUCAUCCUCGUCAUGACAGGCGUAAUCAUCGCACAACUCUUCCGAAUCCAGCGUGCUACCAAUCCAAAUCCUGAGAUUGGCUUCUAUGUCAUUGGUGAACCGCUCAGUGUGGCAUUCAUCGGAAUGGCGAUCUUUGUGCUACUCGUUGGAACGAUUCGGUUUUGGAGGUUGCAGAAUGCGUUGGUGAGAGGGAAAGCACUUACAGGUGGGUGGGAGGUGUUUGUGAUCAUGGGAAUGUGCGCUCUUCUAUUGGUUGCGACGUUUGCUUUGGUGUUGGCCGUCAAUAUCGAGAAGGCCAGAUAACGAGCUCGAGACUUCUCACGGUCACAACCAUCAGUGCCACAGAAGGCCUUGUAGAGAGACCAACAUUCGCAAACGACAACUCUCAACGAAAC
Molecule: messenger RNA, 821 nt
Organism: Macroventuria anomochaeta
Lineage: Eukaryota; Fungi; Ascomycota; Dothideomycetes; Pleosporales; Didymellaceae
Exons: 3
Coding region: 1-729 (242 amino acids)
Source: RefSeq, a predicted model, not a curated record